This is a messenger RNA of Pseudophryne corroboree (corroboree frog), 6524 nucleotides long. RefSeq names its product SMCR8-C9orf72 complex subunit (gene SMCR8). Gene Ontology annotation, molecular function: GTPase activator activity. The coding region runs from base 128 to 3034 and encodes 968 amino acids. NCBI's taxonomy places the organism in Eukaryota, Metazoa, Chordata, Amphibia, Anura, Myobatrachidae. Gene Ontology annotation, cellular component: guanyl-nucleotide exchange factor complex. The transcript has 2 exons. The record is from RefSeq and is a predicted model, not a curated record.
GCGGCGAGUGGCUCGGGCCGGUGACGGCCGGCGGUGGCUCCCCCGAAUCGGCCCCUGGUCUUCCCGGGCGCCGGCGGGGCACCGUUCGCCGGCUUUGUCCGAGGCGACGUGACGUCACGGGGUGGUCAUGUGGUUCGUCCUCCAAGAUGGCUACCCCCCUGGCUGCUGUGAGGCGGCUGUGAGAGACAGGGGAGGACGGAGAGUGGCGCUGGCUGCUGUCAGGAGGUUUCCGGGAGAGACGAUGAUUGGAUCCCCGGAUCUGGUGGCCUUCACCCGGGAGGAAGAGUAUGAUCACCCCAGGGGCUCCCCCGGGUUGCCGGAGGAGUACUCGGUGCCGCUCUUCCCCUACUCGGAGGUGGAAAGCAGCCCUUGGUCACGGCUGUCCGGAGCUAAGUUCUCCCGGGACUUCAUCCUCAUCUCCGAGUUCUCCGAGCAGGUUGGGCCGCAGCCGCUUCUCACCAUCCCGGACGACCCCCAGGUCCGUGGGGUCUUCGACCUGAACUACUUCUCCCUGCGCAUCAUGUCGGUGGACUACCAGGCCUCUUUUGUGGGCCACCCUCCUGGCUCUUCCUACCCCAAGCUCAACUUCGUGGAAGACUCCAAGGUGGUGCUAGGAGACUCCAAGGAGGGCGCCUUCGCCUAUGUCCACCACCUCACCCUGUACGACCUGGAGGCCCGGGGCUUCGUCCGGCCCUUCUGCAUGGCCUACAUCUCCACCGAUGAGGACAAGAUCAUGCAGCAGUUCCUGGCGCUCUCCGGCGACUUCUCCAAGGCCUCAGACUGCCUGAAGACCGGCAACCGAAAGGCGUUCGCCAACGAGCUGGAGAAGAAGCUGAAAGACCUGGACUACACCCGCACGGUGCUGCUGACCGAGAUGGAGGACCAGCAGAAGACAGAUGACAAGGGCUUCUACACCACGCAGGCCAUCGAUAAAGCCAACGAGCUGGCCAACGUGGAGAAAUCCAUCAUCGAGCAUCAGGAUCUACUGAAACAGAUACAGUCCUACCCUUACAGGCAUUUAAAAGGCGAUGACUACCAGCCAUAUGUUCCAGAAAGCUCCCCGGACGAGACCACUCCACAGGAGUCAGAUCAGGCCGCAGCCUCUGACCAUGAAAGGAACAAUGAGGCCGACCUGUACAUCCCUAGGGCCUCUUACACUCCCAAGUUUAUCAAAGCCAAAUCUUCAAAAUGUUUUGAUAAAAAACUGAAAACGUUGGAGGAGCUGGUUGAUAUUUACUUCUUCACGCAAACCAUCAACCUGCUGACAGGUAUUGAAAAACGAUAUAGAGGUGAUGUCAGCUACUUGCUGAUGAGUAAUCUUGACAAGGCCCUCUUGGGUCAACAAGCCAUUGCAAACUUCUUAUUUGAGGAUGUGUCAACAUGGGAUUCGAGGUUGAUGGACCGGCAGUACUCUGAUAACUUGGGGAUUCCCCAACCUAUGCAAAGCUCCACAUUUGUAGAAGAGCCCGAAAGCUUGAAGCCUUUGGCAAACGCAGCAUCGUACAAGUCAAGCGUGGAGUCUGUUCCUAUAAAAAUUGAGCAGGAGAUAUUUAAUGGUGAACGUGAUGGAGAGGAGUCUGGUCCGUGUACCUGUGAUAACCAGGGAAAUGUUGAAUUUCUUGAUGUUGAAGCCAAAGGGAGUUUUAGCAGCGGCGAGAGUAUCGAGGUCUUAAGGACUGAGAAGUCUACCUCACCCAUUCACUCGGAAAGUCAGCCUUGUCUUAGGCUGCAUCCCAGUCCACAGCCUUUGAGGAGCAAGGCAGGUAGUAGAAGAACCAUUAGCGAGGACAGCAUUGAGGUUCUUAGCACCUGCACUUCUGACACUGUGAUCCCCGAGGAUUUUAGGGGAACCUACCAAAUAGCCAUUGAUGAAGAAGAUCCCUGUGUAGAGGAGUUGAUUAGAGAGCAGCAUGACUGUCAGAGUGUCAAUAAAGUGGAUGCCAUGAAGGGUAAUUCCUCCUCUGGGGAUGAUUUGUUGGUUGACCCUGCCUGCUGUAUAAGGGCAGAUACGUCAAGUCCAGAAGAGCUAACUGGAGAUCUUGUGCCAGAAAGUUGCGUUGAUGGCCCUGUUGUUAGCGUCCCACCACAGCCAGGCAAACACAUGGGACAGACAUCUAGUCAGGUGACAUUCCUGGUAGAACAGGUGGACAAUGCUUCUAGAGAAGUGGUACCUACACCCGAAUUGGGCUACUUACUAAGCAGCAGGGAUGCAGAAAGAAAUACUCUUGAUGAGUAUUCUGAUUCCACAAGCUAUAGAAGCAGUGCAUCUACGUGUUCUGAUAGGACCCCUUCCCCGCCCCCCAUCACCACGGUCACCGACCGUCAAAAAAGAAAAGCUGGCCAAAAUGCCCUGAUGUUCAUCAGACAGUACCCCUUCUCCCACCCUGCCAUUUACUCUCUCUUGAGCGGGAGAACUCUAGUAGUGCUGGGCGAGGAGGAAGCAUUUGUGAAGAGACUCGUGACUGCUUUGUCUGUGUUUGUCCCCAACUGCGGACAUGUUGCCAAGCCAGUAAAGCUGUGGGUGACUUCUCCACUGCACAUAACGGAUUUCCAGAAGUGGAAAUUGAUUGGUCUUCAGAGAGGGGUCUCUCCGUCCGGCUCCAACACCCUCCACUCCCUGAACCGUUACAGUCGAUACACCAGCGUCUUGGAUGCGGACAACAAAACCCUGCGCUGCCCAGUGUACAGGGGGACCCUCUUGCAGAGGCUGGCGGACCACCGCACACAGAUCAGAAAGGGCAGCACAUACUACAUGCAUGUCCAGAGCAUGCUGACCCAGCUUAGCGCCAAGGCGUUCCUCUUUACCUUCUGCCCCCACGUGCACCUCCCGAUCCGGGAGAAGGAGAGCGAGGAGUCCAUCGCGCAGCGCAGGGCGGCUUUCUUACAGCAGCUGCUGGGGCUCACUCAGGAGGACGGCAAGAUCGUAGAAUACCUCUCGGAGCUUCUCAAAAUGCAUUACCUGAGGGAAACGGGGACGCAGCUCCUUCCUGUCCUCAGAUUUGACUAUAUCCCCAGCGUUUUAUACAAAAUCUGAAAUCUGGAAUGCAAUGUGAAACCGUUUUUCCCGUAGGGAGCUGUGGAUGUACAAAAGUCUUCGGAGCUUGGCAGUUUUUUGCACCUCGGGCCAUAAAGGAACUUUGAGAGAAUAUUUUUUAUUUUAUUUUAAAGCCUUGUUUGUUCGUUACAUGUCGGUAAUACUUUGGAGAACGUUUUCGCUCUAUAUAUUAUGCUACUGAGAUACCAGGCCAGGAGGCAGCCGUCGGUGUGGAAGGAGGACCAGUAACUAGAUUCAGGGUCAUCUGAAUGUGGGGUGUUAUGGUUAUUAGUACACGGUGCUACUGUGUACUGUGGAUUGGAUCCAUGAAAGUAUGAAGGCCCUCAUUCCGAGUUGAUCGCUCGCUAGCUACUUUUUGCAGCCGUGCAAAUGCAUAGUCGCCACCCACGGGGAGUGUAUUUUUGCUUUGCAAGUGUGCGAUCGCAUGUGCAGCCACGCGGGACAAAGUUUUUUGCAGUUUGAGUAGCUCAGAACUUACUCAGCCGCUGCAAUCACUUCAGCCUGUCCGGUCCCCAGAAUUGACGUCAGACACCCGCCCUGGACACGCCUGCGUUUUCCCUACCACUCCCAGAAAAUGGUCAGUUGACACCCAUAAACGCCCUCUUCCUGUCAAUCUCCAUGCAAUUGGUUGUGUGAAUGGAUUCUUCGCUAGAAGCAUUGCACAGCAACGAUGCUGUUUGUACCCGUACGACGCGCGUGCCGUGUGCAGUUUUGCCAUUUUUCUUAACUGAUCGCUGCGCUGCAAAAAUCGGCAUGUGAGUGAUCAGCUCGGAAUGACCCCCGAAGUCUCCCUCACUUGCACACAGUGGAAUCGGGCGUUUUGUGUGCUGAACCAAUAUUCAGCAUGUCCAAUUGCUUUGAGCCACUGUCCUCCCUGACUCACGAGGAGCCUGUUCCUUGUUACUAGUAAAUAGAUGAGCAGCAUUCUCGUAUCAGUUCAGCUCAUGGUACGUCUGCCUCCGCUGUGUGCGUGGCUGUUGAAUGAUCACUCUGAGGGGGAGGUGUAUCAAACCUUGGAGAGAAAUAAAUUAGAGGGAGAAAGUACCGACCAAUCGGCUCCUGUCAUUUUUCGAACACAGCCCGUAACAUGGCAGUUAGGAGCCAAUUGGUUCGUAAGUUCUCUCUCCAAGAUCUGAUUCGUCUCCCCCUUCGAACCUUGGGAUCGUGAUAGAAUUAUGGAAGGUGUAGUUUUAUCUAACGGAGCACCAACCAAAGGGUAAACUAUCCUUGCGGGUGUUUGAUUCUACAGGCCUGUAAUAAGUGUCAGGUCAGUGACAAAUAGUCUAUUUAGUAAUUGGCAGUAAAGAUAGGGCUGGGAAUGUGUAGGGAUCUUGGUAUGUUUAUGCUCCAGGUUACAUAUUGGCCCACAGACCCUCUAUAUUAAGGGUAAAAUCAUGUUUAAGAUCAGAUUCAAGGAAGUACGUGUGAGGAGAAGGUUUCACAGACCCUGAAUAUUUAAAUAGCCGCGCGCUCAUUUCACCUCUCCAUAUCCCAACGCCUUCAUCCACGUGUCCCACUGACCCAGAGGGAGCGGCGUUUGUAGUAGACAACCUGCCAUGACGCGUAUCAUUCUUGGGACAAAUAACCCAAGUUAUCAUGGCUAAACUAACCAGCGGUCAGACGUACAGUGGCACAUAGUCUGCAUGUAACCCUCCGCCACAGUUCACCGUUGCUUAUAUAUUUACAUGAGUGCUUUGUAAAUGGAGGCGUCAGGUCUCCCAGUAUCCAUUGUAUGAGCCUCUCGGCCUAGAUCUUUAUAGAUUGUGCACUGAGAAUAACACCUGUUGCCCACCCAGGACAUCGUCAUGGGACGAGCGACAGGAACACUGUCCUGCCAGGCUUGUCUUGUUAUGUGCUGCUUUUUUUUUUAACCAUAUACUGGCUUAGAGCAAGACCCUUUGAUUUGUUUGUCACUUCAAGGCGGCUGGAUGUCUUAUGUGGCAGCACAGAUGCUGACUGGCCAGUAGUUGUUUCCGGCCCAGGUUCUCCUGAGAUUGUUUCCAGGUAUACGUCACAGUGUAACCCAGCCUGCGGGGACGUCUGACGUGCUGCUUUAUGAUUCUGGUGCUUUCAGGCUAAUUCAGUGAUCCUCUGCUACCGUACGUUGAUUGGCGGGAGCUAUUACAGGUGCCAAAUGUUUAAACUGUGACUUUGAAGAUGUGCAAUAGAAAGGAACACUUUCACAAUCCUAUUGAUUUUAUGCUUUUGCAAUUGUUUUAUUUUUUUUGCCGUAUGUGUUCCGUCAGGCAGCUCACACCUAUUAUUAUAGUAUUAUAGUGUACCCCUCCCAACCGAGUCCGUUCACUAGAAGACACUUUAGUGAUAGAAGGAACACCACUUUGUGUAUAGUGGUUCACUGUCCGAUCACAGAAUAUUAUCCAGGCACAUCCGUCCCUGCCGCCGUAGAGCUUACAGUCUAAUUUCGGACAUACGAAAACAUUAGAACUAAUUUAGCCUGACACGUCUUCCACCGUAUUCUAAUUGAUAUAAAAGUGGCUGUAGGUUAGUUAAUGCCAAAACUUGAAUAUCACGUUAUAAAAUGUUUUGGGUUUAAAUAGGAUCUAUUUAUUUUUGACGGGACGCUUUCAGUGAUUUAGGAUUUCCAGUAGGAUGAAAACACCAUCAAGGCCUGGAAAAAUGAAAGACAAAUACUGAUAAGAACGAGUGUAAUAGAAUAUAAUGUUACAUUCUAUUGUCCCAUCAUGACCGUUUUAGGAGCGUUUUCAGAGCCCGCCACCUUUUGUGAGCCUCUACCUGGCGGCACAGUGAAUUACUGUGUGUCUAAUCUGUUCUCAUAACAUAUCCGUAUUCAGGAAAAGGGCCGAGUAUGCUGUGCUGGGAGUGAGAGGGUUACAAGAUGCUGCCUUCUUACGCUUGGCAGGAGUUACAGGUACUGCCUCCCAAGUAUAAGAUUCAGACCCACGAGUCCAGGGACCGUACAAGCUGUGGUGCCUAGCAAUGCACUUCUGGCUCCUACUACAACUCCCAGCAGGCAGGGGUGCUUCUCCUUUAAGGCCGUUAAAGCUGCAGCUAGCCUAGUGUUAUACUAUCUGGUCCUGACAUAUCUUGUCCACCGUUACACUGAUCUAUUUAUUUUAGUUGCUGCUGUACAUGCGUAUGUCCUGCAUGCCCAGUUUACAAUGAGUGUAGUCGGUUGGGGGCUCGUCCGGUGCUCCUGGAUCUCAGUGCCUGCGAUUGGUUAUUAUGUUGCCAUUUUAUUUUGUUUUGUUACUGUAUAUGCACUGAUUAGAGAUAUAUAUAGAUAUAUAAUUUUUUUUUUUGUUCCUGUAUUCUUUCCAUGUCAUUAUUUGCACUAAUUGAGAAAAUGUGUGAGCAUCGUGUGUCUGUCUUGUGACGCUGUGCGAAUAUAGGACUCCUGCGACGCUACCAAGCGUACUGCCAAACUUCCACGUGUCUGCCAUGGUGCGAUCACAUUAAACCCGUUUACUGGCUGUCUGUGUUUCCCAUA